Pundamilia nyererei is the source of this 1059-nucleotide messenger RNA. RefSeq names its product SHC SH2 domain-binding protein 1 homolog B-like. The record is from RefSeq and is a predicted model, not a curated record. The transcript has 3 exons. Gene Ontology annotation, biological process: fibroblast growth factor receptor signaling pathway. Lineage: Eukaryota; Metazoa; Chordata; Actinopteri; Cichliformes; Cichlidae. The annotation marks the transcript as partial.
GGGGCAGGUGUGGAGAUUUACCCCGGCAGCGUUUGCAGUCUUGUUGGUAACGGCAUCCAUCAUUGUAAGGAUGGGAUCCUCAUCAAGGACUUUGCUGAUCAGAUGGAUGCAAUGCCUUCCAUCACCAUGGAGAACAAUGUGAUCCACAACAAUGAAGGCUAUGGGGUGAUUCUGGUGAAACCCAACAGUGGGGAAGAGCCCAGCAUCCCUGUGGGAAGAAGUGAAGAGCACCCUGAUGCACACACACAAGAGGAAAAGCAGGGAGGAUCUUUAGACCAUCACUUGAUCUCCACCUCAUUUUCAACACCACCUGUCAGCACCACGUCCAGCAGCAGCCCCUCGCUACCUCUUUUGGCUGGGUCUGCUAAGAACAGCUCAGACGGUGAUGCGGCUGCGUCUACAGGCAGGAAGUGGCAGUUUAGCCGUCAGCUAAGCAGGAACGUGGAGAUGUCCAGCCAAGCUGUUGAGGAUCUGAAAGACCACCAAAUCUUUGUGUCCUUUCAAGGAAACCAGUUCAAGCGCAACGGCAUGGGCGAUUUUGGCACCUUCUGCUACUAACACUGAGACCUAACAUUGCCACGCACCCCUCGGCAUUUCUGCCCAGUGUGUAUGAUGACACUAAUCUUUUUGCCAUAAAAUAAAUGUUGCAGGAAUGUGUUGUUCUGAUUCACAUGUGUGGAGCUGUGCACAGGCAGGUCUAAAUAUCAGCUCUGAUGUUAACGUCCAGUGGCUGUGGAUGAACCCUUCCUGUGGAAUUUGCACAAAUUCUUUUAUCCGUUUUAUUCCUCUGAGCUUUCUAAAAAAUUUAAAUCCACGUUUGGUUUGUUUUAUUCUGAGGUGGUGGCUUGCAGAGUGCUGAGGUUCACACAGAUGCUUUUUAGAACGAUGAGUUCAGAUUUUUCAGACAUGUAUGACAAAGUUAAUAGUUUAGAAAAGUUUUAUUUGCCAUGUUCUGAAAACGGAAUAAAAAGUAACUCUACAGUUUAAUAUUUAGAAAGAACCGAGUGUGGUUGAUGAUGCAUUUUGUGAAAUGGAUGAAUAAAAUACAUUUUAAAGUCA